AUGCGACGGUCAUCCGAAAUAAGCAACAAUUCUGGUUUAGUUUCACCUUCACCCACAAAUGCCACUGGCGAUUUGUCCCCAGUCAACGGAACCAAUACCAGUGAGUUAAAUAUAAACGUGGAUUCCGAAGGUCAUCCCAGCGGCCCAGCUAGUCCAGACUCUUCAAGUAUCUCACCUAGCGCUCCUCUGAGUGUCAAUGUCCCUGUAAACAGCGCAACUACCUCUCCGAUACAGCGUCCGUCGUCACGAUCAUCGACUCCAUCGCCACCACCCCCACCCCCACCAAUUCAACUUCAUUACCCUUAUCCUGGUAUACAAAGUCAUCUACAUCACGGCCAGCCACGAAGCACAGGCAUCAACUCACCGUUCACACCAAACACAACUCGUCCCGCAUCAAUCUCGAUGACACAUGGAAUGACAACCAAAUCUCGCCCGGCUUUGUCUUCUCAUGGAUCACAUCCCGCAAACUCAUCUUACCAGGCCCCUUUUGUUUCUAUGUCCCCACAAACACAAACCAGUCGCAUGUCAUUCACAUCACCUGCUCGUGCCGGUGCACCA
Messenger RNA from Echinostoma caproni, 558 nucleotides. The record is from the annotation of a GenBank genome assembly. NCBI's taxonomy places the organism in Eukaryota, Metazoa, Platyhelminthes, Trematoda, Plagiorchiida, Echinostomatidae.